AUGUCCGACGAUGUCGAUUCCAUCGUCAAAGGCGCCUCUGCUCCUUCGCAGGGCGCCAAGGAGGUCGCCGGCUCGAGCCCCAUUCUGCCCACCACCGUAAAGCAGGGCGAUCCGCUGCACCACACGCCGAGCUCGCCGUCCAUGAUCUAUCUCAACCUGCUGAUCCUCGAAGCAUCGCUGCGCGCCCAAUUCCUCGAACUGCGCGCUAGGAAGCGGCACCAUACUUUCUUUCUUACGCUCCUGUCCCUCUGGAUCGCCGGCUUUGGAUAUGCUCUCUUCCUCGCCCCGCGUGAAGAUGGCCGAGGUGUCGGUGGUUCUAUCUACUGGGCCGUGGAAGGCGCCGAGAAGGUGUGCUUCAUGGGCGGCAUCAUCACUGCGAUUCUCGUCUGGGCAACUGGAAUCUGGGAGCGCGGAAUUCGUUGGCCGCGACGCUGGUUUGUCAUUUCCAACAGGGGACUGCGUGGCUUCAACUGCAAGCUGAUCAUAAUACGACGGACGUGGUGGGCCGAGACGCUCUCCACGAUCGGAUUCUUCCUGACGUAUGGUCUUUUCUCACGCACCGCUAGCUCAUCGUACCGAUACGUCGAACCGAGUCUCCUGCGGGAGGUGGAGAAGGAACUCCAGAUCACGAGCGACAUGCAUCCUACUUUGGUGCUGCCCCACGAAGAUGAGGAGAAGGGUGGUCACGAGGAGGAUUUGGCGCCAGGCGGUGACUACGUCAAGCUGCUACUCCUCGCUAAGCCAUUCUCGGCCACGUUUCGAGAGAACUGGGAACUAUACAGGACGGAAUACUGGGAGAAGGAGAAUGAGCGCCGUGCGCUGCUGCGGCGGAAGGUCAAAGAGCGCGAUCAACAACUUGUUAGACAGCAGUAUGGUUGGACAUGGUGGUUCCCCGGCCGACAACCCCGACGACACGAGCCCGAGAAGAUUCAUCCUCCUGCACCACGACACAUCGCCGUUGAACGAGAGCGCAGACGUCGCGGGAGCAGCGUGCGUCGUUCCUCGAUCAGCUCAACGCGGAGUCCAUUGCCGACCGUCGAUGGAGAAGAGAACCCGGUGGUGCGACGAUCCAGCAGCGGCUCCAUUUCCAAAAGUCGCAAGAGGCUCUCUACAAGCUCCAAGCCGAAGAGGCCAGGCAACGACUCGCGGUCUGUCACGCCGGAUUAUUCGUCACCUCUGGCAAGGGAGAGCAGUGCCACGCAUACACCUGAUUCGGGACCUGAAGGGGGGAAGGUAUUGAGGAAUUCAUCGUCGAGGUCAACUGUUGGGUCGAAAGAGCGUGAUUGA
Molecule: messenger RNA, 1287 nt
Organism: Fusarium sp. VM40
Lineage: Eukaryota; Fungi; Ascomycota; Sordariomycetes; Hypocreales; Nectriaceae
Source: the annotation of a GenBank genome assembly